Molecule: messenger RNA, 1779 nt
Organism: Anastrepha obliqua
Lineage: Eukaryota; Metazoa; Arthropoda; Insecta; Diptera; Tephritidae
Gene: park
Product: E3 ubiquitin-protein ligase parkin
Exons: 6
Coding region: 118-1611 (497 amino acids)
Biological process (GO): ubiquitin-dependent protein catabolic process; regulation of mitochondrion organization; autophagy of mitochondrion
Cellular component (GO): ubiquitin ligase complex; cytoplasm; endoplasmic reticulum
Molecular function (GO): zinc ion binding; ubiquitin protein ligase activity; ubiquitin conjugating enzyme binding
Source: RefSeq, a predicted model, not a curated record
GUGCUUUGCAUUCACUUUAUAGGAUCUUUAGAACGCAAAAUUUCCAAAGAGAUUUUAUACAAAUCGUAAGCAAAAUAGCAAAAUAAAGAGAGUAACUUUCAUUCCAAUGUGUUUGAGAUGAGUUUUUUACUUGAGCUGAUACAAGCUUUUAUACAGAAGAUGCUUGCACUUUUAUCGUUUGGCCAGAAGACAAUUACCAACUCCUUGAGUAUAUACAUAAAAACAAAUACUGGUCGCACCCUCUCUGUGAAUUUAGAACCGCAAUGGGACAUAAAGAAUGUGAAGGAAAUUGUAGCACCGCAAUUGGGCCUGCAGCCGGAAGAAGUAAAAAUCAUCUUCGCUGGGAAAGAACUCAGUGACGCAACAACCAUACAAGAAUGCGAUUUGGGCCAGCAAAGCAUUUUACAUGCAAUACGUACUCGGCCGCUACCAGCACGACAACGUUUGCAAUCAACGGUAAUGGAGGAGGAACCUCAGGACGCUACUGGUGGCACAGCUACGCCGACUGGCAGAGCGACGCCUUCGCUCUCAGAAGAGCCGUCGAAGCCAUUAUGUGAGACAUUGGUCGAUCUGCAGUUACUAAGCGAUGAGCGCAUCAACAUUAAUGAAGAAGAUCGACUACGCACAAAGGCCCAUUUUUAUGUACACUGCUCACAAUGCAACAAGCUUUGCAAAGGUAAGCUGCGUGUACGCUGCUCGCUCUGCAAAGGCGGUGCAUUUACGGUGCAUCGUGAUCCCGCAUGCUGGGAUGACGUGUUGAAACCACGACGUAUAACUGGCCAUUGUGAGAGCCAAGAAGUGGCUUGUUUCGAUAACGCUACAGGUGGUCCGCCAUACACUGAAUUCUAUUUCAAAUGCGGCGAACAUGUGUCGGGUGGGGAGAAAGAUUUUGCUGCGCCGCUGAAUUUAAUAAAAAUCAAUAUUAAAGAUGUGCCUUGCUUGGCAUGCACAGAUGUCAGUGAAACUGUGCUUGUCUUCCCCUGUGAAUCGAAACACGUUACCUGCAUUGACUGCUUUGAGCAAUAUUGUCGCUCGCGUUUGUCUGAGCGACAAUUCAUGCCACAUCCUGAUAUAGGCUAUACGUUGGCAUGCCCGGCGGGUUGUGAAAAUUCUUUCAUCGAGGAAAUACACCAUUUUAAGCUUUUGUCCAGCGAAGAAUAUGCGCGUUAUCAGCGUUUUGCAACCGAGGAAUAUGUGCUGCAAGCUGGUGGCGUUUUGUGUCCACAGCCUGGCUGUGGUAUGGGAUUAUUAGUCGAACCAGAUUGCAAAAAAGUCACCUGCCAAAAUGGUUGUGGUUAUGUCUUCUGUCGCAAUUGCCUACAAGGCUAUCACAUAGGUGACUGCUUGCCCGAAGGCACGAGCACUAAUGCGAGCGGCUCUUGUGAAUACGCUGUCGAUCCCAAUCGCGCUGCUGAGGCUCGUUGGGACGAAGCGAGUAAGGUGACAAUCAAAGUUAUGACAAAACCAUGCCCGAAAUGCCGCACACCGACUGAGCGUGAUGGCGGUUGCAUGCAUAUGGUGUGUACACGCGCUGGAUGUGCUUUCGAAUGGUGCUGGAUUUGUCAAACCGAGUGGACCAGAGACUGCAUGGGUGCGCAUUGGUUUGGCUGAAAGUGUGGGGAAAUGUUUAUACAAUUUAUUGCUGUUAUAUUUUGAUUACGAAAGCUCAUUUUUGUAAAGAUGUAUGUGUAUACUAUGUAAAGUUGACAUUGUUAAAGUUUAAAAUUGACAAAGUACGCGCUUAAGAACAAAUGCAAUAUAAAUCAGAGUGUUUAUCGA